Exophiala aquamarina CBS 119918 is the source of this 1308-nucleotide messenger RNA. RefSeq lists its product as uncharacterized. Gene Ontology annotation, biological process: transmembrane transport. The transcript has 5 exons. Gene Ontology annotation, molecular function: transmembrane transporter activity. The record is from RefSeq and is a predicted model, not a curated record. Bases 1 to 1308 code for a protein of 435 amino acids. Gene Ontology annotation, cellular component: fungal-type vacuole membrane. NCBI's taxonomy places the organism in Eukaryota, Fungi, Ascomycota, Eurotiomycetes, Chaetothyriales, Herpotrichiellaceae.
AUGGGUGACGAUUCAGUGAACGAAAGUGGUGACAGAAGUGGCGUCGAGGUGCAAAAGGAACACGAGACGACACCAAGAAAGCCCGACUUACUUCCGGAGGAAGGUUUCCAAGGCUGGCUUUGUGUUUUCGGAGCCUUUCUGUGCCUUUUCUGCUCCUUCGGAUUCUUGAAUGCCAUUGGGGUUUUCCAAACGACAUACCAAGACACGUAUUUGAGCAACUACACACCCUCAGACAUCGCUUGGAUUUUCGCAGUUCAGCUGGCACUCUUAUGGGCACCAGGGCCGUUUUUUGGACGCCUCGUCGAUACUUAUGGACCCGCGCCUGUUCUCUACCCAGGCGCCUUUCUGUGUAUAUUCGGUCUCUGCAUGACCAGUCUAGCGACGGAAUACUAUCAAAUAUUCUUGGCACAAGGACUUGCAUUUGGUCUUGGGGCGGGGGCUGUGUUCACAGCAAGCACGGUUUGCGUGGGACAAUGGUUUCUUCGGCGGCGUGGUCUGGCCAUUGGCAUCGUUACUACGGGUAGCAGUCUCGGCGGUGUCAUUUACCCAGUCUUCCUGGACAAGAUUAUCCUCCAGGUGGGCUUUCCCGGCGCUUUAAGAUAUACUGCUCUACUCAUGGGAAUUCUCCUGGCUUCGUCUUGCUUCAUGAUCAAGGCUCGAUUGCCGCGCGAAAAGUGGAAUCCGAAUACCAAGUGGUUCGACCCAUUGCUUUUCAAGGACAAACAGUUUGCUCUGUACACAGUGGGAACUUGGUUGGUCAUGUGGGGUAUCUGGGCGCCGUUUGACUUUGUUUCGAGCUUCGCACUGAACGAGGGAUUCCAGCCCGAUCUGGCGCUCUACUUGAUAUCCAUCAUCAACGCAGCCUCAAUCCCUGGCCGGAUCGUGCCCCCUCAUCUGGGAGAUAGGAUUGGACACUUCAAUGUGAUUACCGCCUGUGCAUUGUUGAUGGGAGGCUCCAUGCUUACGCUAUGGCUUCCUUUCAACUACCAUCAUUCGCACGCCGGCACCAUCAUCUUUGCUGUUGUCUAUGGGCUUGUCAGUGGUGGCUUCAUUUCCUUGAUGAUACCUUGCGUAUUCAAGUUGGGUAGUCUAGAGACAUUGGGUCACCGGUUCGGAACCUUCCAAAUAGUAGUUGCAACGAGCAUGCUGACAGGGCUGCCCAUCAUGGGUGCCAUUUUGAACAAUCAAAACAAGGUCGACUUCUCAGGUCUCCAGAUUUUUGCCUCUGUUUCGACUUUGGUGGGCACGGCACUGCUUGCAGCAUCAACGUACUAUCUAGCAAAGGCUCGCAAGAUCUGGACGAUCUAA